CUACACAGGUCAGGGACCCCUCCACCGUCUCGCUCGCUCGUGACUUAGCCUCCAUGGCCGAAGCCGCCACUCCGUCCACCUCCGCGGCCGGCCCUCUCCACCUCAUCUUCCGCCGCCGCCGCCAUCACCCCUUCUCCACCUCCGCCAAUGGCGCAACCACCACAGCCACCCCCUCUCCCCACCCCACCCCACCCCACCCCACCUCACCGCACCACCAACCCCUGCGUAUCCCCUUACUAAAGCCGAGCCCACCACCCACCAUGCUCCCCCUCCUCAGAUCCCACCCACUCCUCCUCCACCAUGCCGCCCACCUCUCCACGCCACGUGCCCACCUCCUCUGCUACGCCAGCUGAUCCGCAUGGCUUCCUCCGGCUCCAAAGCCAACUCCCCCGCUCUGUCAUCGCCGCCCCCAAUGCUGCACAAGUCAAAGAUCCGAUUUUGCCCUGCUUGUGGAAGUCCGACGAAAUUGGCUAUACCAGAUGGGGAUGAGAAGAUGAGGCUGUUUGUUCUUCUUGUGGAAGAGUUCACUAUGAAAACCCCAAAAUGGGAUUCAGUGAUAGUGAUGCACAAGGAAAGGUCUGUAGCUUAGACAAGCAAGCAAGAGAAGUUCAUGUGGUCCUAAAGCAACAAAUCAUGCUCGCGGACUUGUGUGAAGAAUCACCAUUCCUAACUUAUCUAUCCCC
Phragmites australis (common reed) is the source of this 683-nucleotide messenger RNA. Its product is annotated as nudix hydrolase 23, chloroplastic-like. The record is from RefSeq and is a predicted model, not a curated record. The transcript has 3 exons. Bases 359 to 589 code for a protein of 76 amino acids. NCBI's taxonomy places the organism in Eukaryota, Viridiplantae, Streptophyta, Magnoliopsida, Poales, Poaceae.